UUUGAGUCACUGAGACACAGUUUAUGAGAGAAGAGCUGAGGCUAAUCACAGAGAGUGCCUGUGCUAGUUAACCAGAGAGACGUUCGUGGAAAAGCAGAUCUCUUUGAGCAAAGACUUCGGAUGGACAGCGAGGCUGUCAAAGACUUACAGAGUGAGGAAGACAUGGAGCAGGAAAUGUCCUCUGAGAAAGAGGAGGACAGCGAACCAGAGGAGGAAGACGAAGCCGAGGAGGAUGAGGAGGAAGCAGCAGGAAUACAGGGCAGAGGGGAUCUGAGGGACAUGGAGGUCUGGAAUGGGUUUAUUUCGGGAGCAGGACUUGCAGCUGAAGAGGAGGCGCUGCUGGACUGGAAACCAGGUGACCCUGUGACCCCUCAGUAUGUCCUCAGGCUACCAGGAUACACAGACGACUACCUGUGCUCCCCAGAAGACAAUAUCUACAAUAUUAGCUUCUCACGGUUCAAAAUCAGAGACCUGGAAGGUGGAUCGGUCAUACUGGACCUAAAGCGGCACUGUCCAACAGAAAUAAAGGAUGUCAUAGAGCUGGAUGCAGGCCGUUUCAUUCAGUAUCAUUUCAGUCCUGCUUUUCUCAGUCUCAGGGAGAUUGGAGCCACGCUUGAGUUUACAGUGGGUGGUAAGGCAGUCAACAAGUUUCGGCUGAUUGAGAAGCAUUACUUCAGGGAUCUGCUGCUGAAGACGUUUGACUUUGAGAUCGGUUUCUGUAUCCCACACAGCAGAAACACCUGUGAACACAUCUACUGCUUACCAGAUCUGGAUGCACACACAAUUGAGGAGAUGAUCAACCACCCUUUUGAGACGCGCUCAGACAGCUUCUACUUCGCCAAUAACACACUAAUCAUGCAUCAUAAAGCAGAGUACUCCUUCAAGCAGUGAGAACUGAACCUAAACAUCAAUCACAAAAUAUGGCAGCAGAAGACUGAUAACAUAAUAUGCAGAGUAGUGCUGUAUAUUUGGUUUCAUAAACCAUAAACUAUAGGAAAAGGCAUUUCUUUGUUACUUUACCGAUGUUUGUGCUGGAGAGAUGUUGUGUUGCUUGCACACUAAUAAAAAAAACUUUAUCAGAGAA
Molecule: messenger RNA, 1084 nt
Organism: Carassius carassius (crucian carp)
Lineage: Eukaryota; Metazoa; Chordata; Actinopteri; Cypriniformes; Cyprinidae
Gene: unc119c
Product: unc-119 lipid binding chaperone B homolog 2
Exons: 5
Coding region: 121-891 (256 amino acids)
Biological process (GO): visual perception; lipoprotein transport; negative regulation of caveolin-mediated endocytosis
Cellular component (GO): centrosome; intercellular bridge; spindle midzone
Molecular function (GO): lipid binding
Source: RefSeq, a predicted model, not a curated record